Messenger RNA from Colossoma macropomum (tambaqui), 914 nucleotides. Its product is annotated as endoplasmic reticulum resident protein 27. NCBI's taxonomy places the organism in Eukaryota, Metazoa, Chordata, Actinopteri, Characiformes, Serrasalmidae. Bases 94 to 870 code for a protein of 258 amino acids. Gene Ontology annotation, biological process: protein folding; response to endoplasmic reticulum stress. The record is from RefSeq and is a predicted model, not a curated record. Gene Ontology annotation, cellular component: endoplasmic reticulum. The transcript has 7 exons.
CAUGAUUCACAUGAGGGGGCCAAGAUACAGAGAAAAGAGAAUUUAUAUUCUUUCUUCGCUUUGUUCUUUGCCUGCUCUAGUCACUCAGCCAAGAUGUUGCUUGUUCUUGUCUUUUCUUUACUCGCAACCUGCAGUACAGCAGAAGAGAAAGCCCCUGCAGACAGCACCCUCCCCAGACUGACCGAUGUAUCUGCAGUAGAAGCCUUCAUCAACUCGGCCGAGGUGGUGGUCGUUGGGUUCUUCGAGGCUGAUGAAGGCUAUGGUUAUAAGGAAUUCUUGGCUGCUGUUGAAGAGGUGAAGACCCUUCCUGCCGCCCUGUGCAGUGUGAAGGAGGUGUGGACUAAUUACAGCAUUGACUCGGACACCAUCACCAUCUUCAGGAAGGCCGACCUGCAUCAGGAGAACUUCCAACUCUCCAAGACCAAAAACCUGGACACUGACGGACUCGUACGCUUCCUCACCAUCAACGACGUCCGCUACAUCACAGAGUACAACCAAGCGUCCGCAGUGGGUCUCUUCCAGUCAAAAGUGAAGGUGCACCUUGUGCUCUUAGCCAACAGGGGGAGCACUGACUAUAAACCACUGAAGGAGAAGCUGGGGGCUUUGGCCCCUCGUUAUGCCGGCAAGAUGCUGUUUGUGCUGAUAAACGGGAAAGAGAAGGCGAACGAUCGAGCGCUGGGCUACUUCAACCUGAAGUCAAGUGACCUGCCGCGUGUUGGCAUCUACGACGGAGAAUCAGACAAGUCCUGGCUCCUGCCACCGGGUGAAAUCUCUACUGAGCGUGUGCAGGACUUCUGCGAUUCCUUCCUCAAUGGAGAGCUGCAGAAAGAAAAGGAGGCUGGAGAAUCUGAAGUGAAGAGUGAACUCUGAAUGUGACCAAACACACCUUCAAUAAAGCUUUUUUCAAAAUCCCA